This is a messenger RNA of Guillardia theta CCMP2712, 945 nucleotides long. RefSeq lists its product as hypothetical. Lineage: Eukaryota; Cryptophyceae; Pyrenomonadales; Geminigeraceae. The record is from RefSeq and is a predicted model, not a curated record. The transcript is spliced from 9 exons. The coding region runs from base 1 to 945 and encodes 314 amino acids.
AUGGCGUGGUGGAGGAAAACGGUCAAGAUCGAAGAACCUGUGUCGAGGAACAUGAUGAUGGCAUCGUUCGAUAGUAUCCAGGACGUCUUCUUGCAGUCAGAGAGCUGGGCCAUCCCGCUGCUCCCCUUCCACUCGUCUUUCCUCGAUCUCAUCCUCGCGCUUGAUACUUGUGCCUCCUACCGCAGGCAUAUGGGGAAGGCUAAACAUCCCUGGCUCCAGGUUUUGAUCUCUUGUGCCGUGGGAACCUUCGGAGGAACGACCGUUGCUGCUCUCUUUCUCGGGCAACCGCCAGGCUGGAUGGGCUCGCUCAGCAGUCCCUUCGCCUUCCUCCUCGCCUUUUGGCUGAUCUUCUGCUGCCCAGGGAACGUGCCAUACAAGUUCAUCACGCGGCAUCGGAGCGUGGAACUUGUCUUCGGCUACAUCAACUCCUUCUCCUGCGGUCACGCUACCUCCUCCUGGGGCGCCGAUGGGGCCCUGAAAAGCUGUGGAGGAGGAAUCCUUGCCAACUGGUUGGGCAUGAUCGGAAAGAGCUCAGACUGGAUGUUCGGAACUCCCCCUGUGCUCAAAGGCCCGUCCAUGACCGUCAGAACGGCCUUCUUCACCUCCUGCGUCUACUACCUCCUCCGUAACCCCCACGAGUUCCUCCCCUACGGCAAAGACGCACUUCUUACGCACGAUCAAGCGAGGACGUGCAUCUGGCUUCUGUGGGUCUUCGUGCUCUCAGUUCAUGAGCUUCUCAAGGUUGAAAACCCCUGGGAGUGGUUGACGCGCCUCGUCGGCGUCUGCUUCCUCUGCCCCGACGAGAUCGGUGGAGCUCCCGAGGAUGGCGUGUACGAGAUGGUGUUUGGCAAAGGCGAGAAGGUCACGCAUGAUGCGGCGCUCUCCGGGUUUGGUUUCGACAAGAAGGAUGAUGAAAAGAAGAAGCCGAGCAAGAAGACAGACUGA